AAGGAACAUGAGAGGCUGUGUGUAUGACAGAGCAAGAGCUGGAAACAAACAUCAGUGAAGAAUGAAGGCUUUAGUAUGUAUACUGCUGCUGUUGGAAACCUUUGUGUUUGUCGUCCAGCAGCAGGUAGAUGGAGGACUCAAUGAGAAUGAGAUCAGUCAACAGAUCAGCUCUGAGGACAGAAGACAGAAUCCACCUCAAACAGACACUUUGAGAGCUGAAGCUGCAACUGACAGCCAACAAUCCUGCCAUCUGUGCUUCCCUGAAAUCCAUGCAGUACUGAGAGAACUGACCGCCACCGUUACAGAGCAGAAAGGAAACAUCAGAGAACUGACCGCCACCGUUACAGAACUGAGGGAUGAGAUGAACAAGAAAAAUGAAGAAAUUUCAAAUCUUACUCUGGGUCAAGUGGAGUUGAAAAAGGAAAAUAGAGACAGAGAAAUAGCUUUUUCAGCUGGACUGAUGCAAUCUGGCAGUGGAUAUAUUGGUCCUUUUACCACUGAAAUCACACUAACCUACAAGAAAGUCUUCACAAACAUUGGGAACGCCUACAACCCAGUUACAGGUAUUUUCACAGCCCCACUGAAAGGAGCGUACAUGUUCAGAGUCUCUGUAUAUGGUCAUGGUGGAACUGCAGCAACUGUAUCCAUUAUUAAGAAUGGAGAGCAUGUGGUUAUGGCGCAUGAGGAUCAGGCUCAGAAUGCGUUAGCCGCCUCGAAUGGAGUUGUGUUGAUCCUGGAGGUUGGAGAUGUUGUCUAUGUGAGACUUCGGUCUGGCACGAGGAUAGCAGAUAGCGAGAAUAACCACAACACUUUCAGUGGUUUCCUGCUGUUUCCCUUAAGAGAACAAGAGCUUUGUAGAAUGUGAUUCCAAUAAUUCUGA
Messenger RNA from Megalobrama amblycephala (Wuchang bream), 880 nucleotides. RefSeq names its product heavy metal-binding protein HIP-like. The record is from RefSeq and is a predicted model, not a curated record. Bases 62 to 865 code for a protein of 267 amino acids. Lineage: Eukaryota; Metazoa; Chordata; Actinopteri; Cypriniformes; Xenocyprididae. Gene Ontology annotation, molecular function: protein binding. The transcript is spliced from 4 exons.